This is a messenger RNA of Nematocida parisii ERTm1, 706 nucleotides long. RefSeq lists its product as uncharacterized. The transcript has a single exon. Gene Ontology annotation, cellular component: RNA polymerase III complex. The record is from RefSeq and is a predicted model, not a curated record. Bases 1 to 693 code for a protein of 230 amino acids. NCBI's taxonomy places the organism in Eukaryota, Fungi, Microsporidia. Gene Ontology annotation, biological process: transcription by RNA polymerase III.
AUGUUCAGCAUAUUAGACUUCAUUUCUUCAAAAGACUCUGGAGUGACGACACAGGAGAUACAGAAUGAAUUUAAAGACAUGUCACUCCAGGAUAUUGUAGUAGAAAUAAACAACCUGCACACAGACUCUCUCAUAGACGUAUUUAAAACAAAAGGCGGAAUAGUUUACAGAAGAAACACAGAGCCGCAGUCAUUCUCAACACCAGAAGAGAAAAUAAUCUAUCUUCUUAUUAAAGAGGUCGGUGUUGAAGGUAUCUGGAUAAAAGACAUCCGAACAAAAAGCGGGCUACACCAAAAUCUUGUAACAAAGCUUCUUAAAACCCUUGAGCAGAGGCUUCUAAUUAAGUCAGUUAAGUCUAUAAAGCAGAACAGAAAAGUGUACAUGCUAUACGAUGCAAUCCCAUCAGAUGAUUUAGGAGACGGUCCGUGGUUCACACAAGAGGCAGAACUUGACACAGGCUUUGUUGAUGCAAUAAAAAAUGUAGCAUACGAAUGGAUAUUAAACAGUACAAGAAGUGACGGACUUCCUCCAUUUGAGUCCCUACCAGAGGUAAAGCACGUGCACGCAUUUCUUCUUAGAGCUGAAAUAUCUUCGGUUAUUUUAACACUUGAUGAUGUUAAGAGAAUUUUAGAUAUUCUUGUAUAUGAAAGGAAGCUUAUACAACUAGACCAAAAGUACUUUCUUAAUAAAUAACGGAAUUUCAGCG